CUUGACAGCGUCAAAGAACUGCGGAAGGCCAAUUACGUGAUUGAAAGACUAUAAUAUGGGGUCUUCCUCAAAGAAGAAGGACAAGGACAGGGAAAAGAGUAAAGAGGACAGAAGGGAGAAGAAAAGGAAGAGGCGCUCUAGGUCUGGAUCUCGCGAAAAGGACCGAGAAAAUAGACAUCAUCACAGGCACCAUCACAAACAUAAAAAGCAGAGAAGUAAGAAAAGGGAAGACAGAUCUCGCUCACGUAGUCCCAGUCUCAGUGAGGAUAGUCUUUCAGAAGUAGAAGAGCUGCUCCAAAUAAAAGAUGACCCAACAUACCAGUUUCCUCAAUCUUCAAAACUUGGGAAGCAGUCUCCCUCUCCACCUCCAAGUCAGCCGCAGUUGCAGCCUGUGGGAGUGGAUUUUUUUCCAAUUGGUGGUUCAGUUGGAUUUGAAAAAGAAGGUGCAGGAGAAGUAUCUCUAUCCAUUGAAGAAACAAAUAAGAUAAGAGCAAAGUUAGGCUUGAAGCCAUUAAAGGUUGAUAAUGUUCCAAAGAAGGAAGACGAAUCCAAUGAAGUAAAUGAAGAAGAUGAAGACAUGAAAGAUACUGACGGGAAGAAAGUCACUGUUGCUGGAGAGCAGUUUGUACAUAAGCCUGCAGAAAAUUUAGCCCAGAAACUGCAGGUUGAGAAGCUAAGGGAAAAGAUCGCUGCUCAGAGAGAAAAACGUCGUAUAAAGGAGAAACUGAAGAAGGUCAAGACCCUUGCUGAAUCUGAUAGUGAAGAAGAGUCAGCAUCUGCUUGGGUGAAUAAGUCCCGUAAACUUAGUAAAGAAAAAGCUCUGGCUGAACAAAAGAGUAAGAUGUUGGAAGAAUUAGAUGCUCAGUUUGGUAUAGGAGCACUGGUAGAGCAAGACAUGACUGAAGAAAAGAUUAAAAAAUACAGCCGAAAGGAACUUUCUGGGUUGCGUGUGGAACAUGAUGUUUCCAGAUUUGAUGAAGGAAGAACAACUAUUCUUACUCUAAAGGACAGCAAUAUUCUUGACAAUGAAGAAGAUACUUUGGUUAAUGUCAACAUAAUUGAUGAUGAACGCGUUGAAAAGAAUCUUAAAAGGCGACGAAUGAAACUUGAUGAAGUUGAGUAUGAAGCACCAGAAAUGGAUGAAUAUGGGAAUUUUGUACAGAAUAAUUUGCUUACAAAAUAUGAUGAAGAAAUUUUGGGAGAGAAAAAGCAGAGCUUCCGACUUGGUUUAGGUGGUGAAGCAUUUGCAUCAAAUGAGGACAGUGGAUUUGCAGCAGUUCCAGAUAGUGUAAGGAAGAUGUCAAAAUUAAGAAAACUGCAGUCCUUGGAGGCUCCUCAAAGCCAGCUGGCAUCGGAAUAUCUCACUCCAACAGAAAUGGUUAGUUUCAGGAAGGUUAAGAAACCUAAGAAAAAGAAGAAGAAAAAACUCCAGGUGGAUGAUUUGGAACCCCUUGAAGAUGAAUCUCUUGUUCACUUGGGUUCUCAUGGAGCUAGAGAAGCUCGUAUAGACAGUUUAAUGGUUGAAAAUGAUGCUGUGCAACAAUCAAGUAGUGAGGCACCUCAGGGUGCUCCUCGCAUACACUCACUAAAGGAGAUGUUGGAAGAAGAGGAAGAGGAAGAUUUUCAAGUUAAAAUGGAAGUUGAUGGUCCCACUGAGGAUGCAGAAAGUGAACAGGAUGAUAUAGAAUUACAAGAGGCAUUAUCAAGAUCACGCAGGGCAAAAAUUGCACAUUCAUUACAGCCAAGUAGUGAAAAAAUACUAGAUAUGCUCAAAGGUAAAAGAGUUGAAGUAGAAGAUGAGGAAGAACCAAUGGAUGAAAGUUCUGGAGCCCUUUUGAUGACGCUAAACACAACUGAUGAGUUUUGUCGCACUCUAGGAGACAUACCAACUUAUGGCCUUUCUGGAAAUCGUGCUGAAGAGGAUCAGACUAUGCUGCAGCUGCAGCAACCUAAGGAAAAGGAACAGGCAGAGCGAAGAGGAGCCUGGGAAGAAGUUGGCAUUGAUGAUACACGUGUGGAAAUCAGUGACAACAUGACAACCCCAAUAUUGGAGGAAGAACCUGAUGCUAGCAAAGGUGUUGCAAAUGCCCUUAAGUUAGCCCUGAAAAAGGGUUAUCUUGAAAAGAAUAAUAUUACUAAAUCUGCCAAUGCAGCAUUGCAACACCUAAGAGCUAUUCAUUACAGUAUUGAAGAUAAGGCAGUGGAUGAUGAACGUGGUAGAGGCAGAGGAGAACGUUACAUGGGACCUGUCACUGAAUUUAAAGACAAAGAUGGAUAUAAACCGGAUGUGAAACUGGAAUAUGUCGAUGACGAAGGACGCAAAUUAAAUGCAAAAGAGGCUUUCAGGUAUUUGUCUCACAAGUUUCAUGGUAAAGGCUCUGGUAAAAAUAAGACAGAGAAGAGGAUGAAGAAAUAUAAUGAAGAGUUGUUGAUGAAACACAUGAGCUCAUCUGACACUCCUCUGCAGACACUGGAACGCCAGAGAGAAAAACAAAAGCAGUUGGGAGCAGCAUAUCUUAUACUGUCAGGAAGCAAGACUCAAGAAUCUAUGGAUGUGAAGAAGUAGCAUAAACUUUAGCAGUUUUACAGAAUUUAUUGUAAAUUUAUGACAAUUCUGACAGAUUUUGUAGUAUACAAGUUUCCUUUGAAUGCUUUAAGUAUACUACUGAUAUAUCUUGUUUUCUUUUAGCCCUGAAGGAAUUAGUGUAGUAAAUAUAAUUUAAAAAGGUC
Macrobrachium nipponense is the source of this 2730-nucleotide messenger RNA. Its product is annotated as U4/U6.U5 tri-snRNP-associated protein 1-like. Bases 56 to 2566 code for a protein of 836 amino acids. Gene Ontology annotation, cellular component: U4/U6 x U5 tri-snRNP complex. The transcript has 11 exons. Gene Ontology annotation, biological process: maturation of 5S rRNA; mRNA cis splicing, via spliceosome. Lineage: Eukaryota; Metazoa; Arthropoda; Malacostraca; Decapoda; Palaemonidae. The record is from RefSeq and is a predicted model, not a curated record.